GUUUUUCUAAUUAAAUAGAAUCACCUGUAGCUGCAAACCGAGGCUUUCUUCAUCACCAUCAUCAUCAGCUGCUGUGUUAGCGUUACGCCUAGCUUAAAGGCUAGCAUGCUGCUAGCUAACCCAUUAGCUGUUAGCAUGGAGAUUAGCUUCUAAUGAUAAGAGCAGGGCUGCAUUCCGGAGGGGAGCUGUCAGUGUCCUGGGGUUCGGCAUUUCCUGGACUUCUCCUGCUGCUGCGCCUGUUUUCAGCUCUGGACACCAUGAAGAGAAGCAAAGGCAAAGCAAACGGGACCACAGAGAAGGAGUUUGUGUUUGAAUUCAAAGCAGGGAAGACCAGCUGCGUCCUCAAAGUGCCUCUUCACUUCCCCGUCCAGCUGAACAUCAGUGAUCUUCACGGAAGGCUCAUGCUUCUGCAUAAAAUACCUUGCUACAUAGAAAAUGAGCUGAAAGCCUCACUUUCUGCCUUCAUAGAGAAGGAGACCACCUGGGAUCACGACAGGGAGGCUGAGCUGGCCCUGCAGAGGCUCUCCACAGGAGAAGUGGAUGCAGAGCAGCUCACCAGCGCCUGGGCCAGAUCCUAUGCAGAGACCAGCCUGGAGCACGCCAGGCCAGAGGAGGCCAGCUGGGACGAGGACUUUGCUGACGUCUACCACGAGCUGAUCCACUCGCCCGCCUCAGACACCCUCCUCAACCUGGAGCACAACUACUUCGUCAGCAUCUCUGAGCUCAUCAGCGAGAGAGACAUGGAGAUGAAGAAGCUGCUGGAGAGGCAAGCAGCAGAAAUGGACUCGGUGAUGCAGGAGCUGGGGAACACGUUCAGUGACCACGAUGUGAACUCAGUAGCAUCUCAGCACUUUGACGCCCAGCAGGUCCUGGAGAACAAAUGGGCGAGUGAACUUAAGCAAGUGACGGGCAUUCAGAAGCAGGAAUACCAGGAGUGGGUCGUCAAACUGCAUCAGGAUCUGCAGAAAUCCAACAACAGCAGUAAAAUUAAUGAGGAGAUAAAGGUGCAGCCCAGCCAGCUGUCAGAGGAAGCAGAUUCCAGCUCGCGGGUCUUUGAGGAGCAGCCUCUGCUGGAGGAGAGCUUCACCAUACACCUAGGAGCCCAGCUGAAGACCAUGCACAACCUGCGGCUGGUCCGGGCCGACGUUCUGGAUUUCUGUAAACACAGACGACACAGCAGCAGCGGAGCAAAGCUGCGGCGGCUGCAGACGGCGCUCUCGCUCUACUCCUCCUCCCUGUGUGGGCUGGUUCUGCUGGUCGAUAACCGGGUCAACUCCUACAGCGGCAUCAAGAGAGACUUUGCCACGGUGGCUAAGGAGUGCACGGACUUCCACUUCCUGAGCCUGGAGGCGCAGCUGGAGGAGGUGCAGCAGGUGGUGCUGUACGCCCGGGCCCAGCGCAGCAGCAAGCACAAACACCCGUCAGAAACCGCCAAGAAUGGAGGAGAUGAUAAGAGCAAAACGGUUGAAAGGAACCCGUCAAACCUUCUUCCAGGCGAGUUCUACAUCUCCAGACACUCCAACCUGUCCGAGGUUCACGUCGUCUUCCACCUGUGCGUGGACGACAACCUGCGCUCCGGGAACAUCACGGCCCGGGAUCCAGCUAUCAUGGGUCUGAGGAACAUCCUGAAGGUGUGCUGCACUCAUGACAUCACCACCGUCACCGUCCCCCUGCUGCUGGUCCACGACAUGUCCGAGGAGAUGACCAUCCCCUGGUGUCUGAAGAGAGCAGAGCUGGUCUUCAAAUGUGUCAAAGGUUUUAUGAUGGAAAUGGCCUCGUGGGACGGAGGGAUCUCGCGCACGGUCCAGUUUCUGGUGCCAAAGACUAUUUCAGAGGAGAUGUUCUACCAGUUGAGCAACAUGUUGCCACAGAUCUUCCGCGUCUCAUCAACCCUAACCCUCACUUCAAAGCACUGAUGCGUGGACGGACCGCGCGUCUCCGUCUAACUGGAAUACUUCAGAUGUUUUCAUCACUAAUAGUUUCCAUAACUGCAUCAGAGACUUUUAAAUGCAGAGAGUUUGUAGAAAAGGAGAGAAAUCCUCAACACAACUAUUCAGACACGCCCCUGCUAGCUAGUUUCAGCCUUUUAAACCCGCUCAAACUGAGCUUAUUGAAAUCCCUGGGAUAAAACGGUGGAAAAUAAAUACAUUCUUUUUAAUAUUAAAGUUGACAUAAUUUAUUCACCCAGAAAAACUAGAAAUGUUGAAUGUAGGAAACAUAACAGUUGAUUGUUCCAGAGGUUUUAAGUCAUAAAAAGGCCUCUGUCAUAAUUUCUAAAACAGGAAGCACUUCCAUAUAUGGAUGAUUACAUAUUAUCUGGAAUCAAUCUGAAAAUCUCUCUCAGCUAGAAGAUAUUUGUUUUUUUAAUGAAGAAGACAUUUUUAAGCAGGAAUAUGUUGAAAUCAUGUGUCAAAGAGCAUUUUUUCAAUAAAGAUGAGCCUUUCUCUCCAGCAUCAGCUUGAAAUGACUUCAUGUUCAAACCACAUGUUCUGGCUACGCUAACUGCAGAUGGACUCUGAGAGGUUUAGCAGACUGUUUACCUGUAAUUAAAGUUUAAUUACAGGUAAUCAGUCAAGUAUCAGACUGACUGAGUGUUUAGGGGAAAAAAGAGACUUUCCCGACCGCUGCAUGGCCCAGUGGUCAUAAUGUUGGCUGAUCCAGAAUGAUUGUAGGUAGCAGUGUGCUGACAUGGAGCUGAGCACUUUAGAGUAAGAAUGCUGGUCAGAAGGGGAGCAGAAUGUAUAAAAUCCACCUGAAUGCUGCUAGAAUUUCAGUGAUUUGAUUAGCUGUUGUCCCAAGCAGUCAGUCAUCAGUGACCCGACUCCCCCAGAGCUUUUAAAUCCCUCCACUGGGUUCCUGUUUGCCACGUCUCCUUCCACUCAACGUUUCUCAUGUAAAUCCAUUAAAUUCGAGCUGCAGGAGUCUCCUUCACAGCUUUUGUCUAAGGUGAACGUUGAGUUGUGGGUUUUUGGGCUAUGGUCAUGGAAGCUGGCGCUGCUGUCCCGGUCUUGGGGUAAAGUGCCUUGCCCAGAGGCACAUCGGCAUGUGAUGAGGAGAAGCAGGAAUCAAAGCUUCUGAUUGCGAGGCGACUACUCAGCCCAUCACGCCACGGUGGCCCUGCCUGUGUCUUCCACCUCUGAACAUUUCACCACUUUCUUCGCCUGCUUUGCUAAGAGGUCCAUCCAGCAGAAAAAGCCAGACGGUUCCUUUAUGCUGUGGAGAUUAAUGGAGUCUGGUUCCAGUUGCUGUCUGGUGCAGGUUCUGUGAGUUUCCUGGAUAAAAACAUUCAGGAGAACAGAUGAUUGAAGAUCCUGGCUCCGUUAUCUUUGGUGGUGAGAAGUUCCUGUUUCCCUCUCAGCUGUGAUCUGUGGCGUCUGCCACGCUGACACAGGACCAGCCCAGAGACGAAGGCCCGCUCCACUAGAUGAAGGUUUGGUGCAUUCUCACCGCAGGUGAACAGAUUUAAUUAGGAUGCUGAUUGUGAAGAAUAUCUCCUGUUGUGAAGGGAAAUUUCUUUUUAAUAUAUGGCGUCCUGUAGUCAUAUUUAUCGGUUCAUAAAUGAUGACGUGGUCAGCCAGAUGUAACGUAAUCUCAUGCAUAAUUGGCUUCAUGUUGAGUUAAAUUGGUUCCAAUUGUAAUAAAGACAAAUUGGGA
Molecule: messenger RNA, 3654 nt
Organism: Fundulus heteroclitus (mummichog)
Lineage: Eukaryota; Metazoa; Chordata; Actinopteri; Cyprinodontiformes; Fundulidae
Gene: ferry3
Product: chromosome 2 C12orf4 homolog
Exons: 14
Coding region: 153-1916 (587 amino acids)
Biological process (GO): regulation of mast cell degranulation
Cellular component (GO): cytoplasm
Source: RefSeq, a predicted model, not a curated record